Spinacia oleracea (spinach) is the source of this 2159-nucleotide messenger RNA. RefSeq lists its product as uncharacterized. Lineage: Eukaryota; Viridiplantae; Streptophyta; Magnoliopsida; Caryophyllales; Amaranthaceae. The coding region runs from base 196 to 1167 and encodes 323 amino acids. The transcript is spliced from 2 exons. Gene Ontology annotation, molecular function: DNA binding. The record is from RefSeq and is a predicted model, not a curated record.
CUUCUCUGAUUUUGAACGUUUUUUUUUUUCUGUUUUAUUUAUUGGUUUCGGUUUUACUGUAUUUAUUUGUUUCUAUUUUAAUUUUUUUUCUGUUUUAAAUUGUUAAUUUACAGUCAGUAGUAGUAUAAGUGAAAGGGCCGUAGACAGUAGCAUAAUAUAUGCUUGCUUUUCCUAUUUUCAGCUUGUUAAUUUACUAUGGAAGGUUCUAAUACCGGCACUCCAUCAACCGGAUCAUCUGGUGCUUAUGAACCGGCAAAAAAGUAUGGAAAACCGGAUCCUAAUAAUAAGAAUAAUUGGACAUGUAUCUUUUGUGGUAAAGUAACAAAAGGAGGGGUCUAUCGCUUAAAACAACACUUGGUUGGAGGAUUUAGAAAUGCAUUGAAAUGUCCUAGUUGUCCCGAACAUGUAAGGGAGAAAGUCAAGGAUUUCAUGAUUAAAAAGGCACAAGAUAAGGCAAAUAGUCAAAUGAUGCCAAACAUACCUCAAUUUGAUCAUGGUGUUGAUGAUGAUGGGGAAAGGGAAGAGGAAGAUUGUGAGAUAGUGGGUAGUAGCGGUAAAAGAAGUAGAAAGACUAGCAAUCUUCCUAAAAAACCAAGGCACAAAGGCCCCUUGGACAUGUUUAUCACUUCUACUCCCAAAGAUAUAUUGCAAGGAAGAAAGGAAAGGAACGGCAUUUUUGGAGUUUGUGACAAAGAGUUAAGGGAAAAGACUUGUAGGCAUAUUGCUAGGUGGUUUUAUGAUGCGGGAAUUGCUUUUAAUGCGGUUAAUUAUGAGAGCUUUGGAGUGAUGAUUGAAGCAAUUGGACAAUAUGGUCCCGGCUUGAAGCCACCAAGUAUGUAUGAGCUUAGAGUUCAUUUGCUUAACAAAGAAGUGGAGGACACUAACAAGCAAAUGGAGGAGCAUAAGAAAGAGUUGGCAACAAAAGGGUCCUCCAUUUUAUCCGAUGGAUGGCGUGAUUCGGUUGCACAAAAAGAUAUUGUGAACUUUCUUGUCAACUCUCCAAGGGGUUCCAUUUUCAUAAAAUCCAUGGAUGUUUCGGAAGUUGUGAAAGAUGCAACUUUGUUGUUUCAAAUGCUAGAUGACAUGGUUGAAGAAGUUGGAGAGGCAAAUGUUAUUCAAGUGGUGACGGAUAACGCAUCUAACUAUGUUAAGGCCGGUAAGAAAUAAUCAUUCUCCCUUUACUUUUUAGUUGAAUUUAAGUCCUAGAUUUACUUUGUCUCUAACUUGUAAAUGGUUAUAUUUGAUUUUGUAAUUUGUAGGUAAACUACUUAUGGCACAAAGACCUCAUCUUUAUUGGACUCCAUGUGCCGCACAUUGCGUUUAUUUAAUGUUGGAAGACAUUGGAAAACUUCCAAUGGUCAAGAGUGCACUCAAGAAGUGUAUGUUCAUGAAUGGUUAUAUUUAUAGCCAUAUCCCUCUUGUGAACAUGAUGAGGAAGUUCACACAUGAAAGAAAUUUGCAUAGGCCGGCGGUUACUAGAUUUGCAACAUCUUUCAUCACUCUUGCUCAAUUUCAUAAACAAAAGGCCAACUUGAGGAAGAUGGUUACUUCUCAUGAGUGGAGUGCUUCUAAGUGGUCAAAGGAAUUGGGUGGAAAGAAAAUAGCAUCCUUUCUCUUGCAAGAAAACUUUUGGAAGAAUGUUGUUCAUGCUCUUAAGUUGGCAAGUCCUCUUGUGAAGGUGCUUAGGAUGGUUGAUGGAGAGAAAAAGCCUCCAAUGGGCUACAUUUAUGAAGCCAUGGAUAGGGCCAAGGAAGCUAUUUCUAAGGCUUUUUCAAUGAAGGUUGAACACUAUCAAAAGGCUUUUGAGUUCAUUGAUAAAAGGUGGGAUGUUCAACUUCAUCGACCUUUGCAUGCGGCCGGAUUUUAUUUAAAUCCGGAAAUCCAUUAUGAUAAACCCGAUCAAGUUGCUAAUGAGGAAGUUGUGAAAUGUAUGUAUGAUUGCAUUGCAAGGAUAGUUCCGGAUGUGGAAACUCAAGACAAGAUACUUAAUGAAUUGGAUUCAUUUAGGAAUGCCACCGGACUCUUUUCCCAUAACAUGGCAAUUAGGCAAAGGAAGACCAAAUCACCAGGUAACCACUCUAUCAAGUAUUGAUCUACAUAAAUUAAAUAUCAAGUUUUAAGUUUUAUGACUUUUAACACAUGUUUCUACUUUCUUUACA